UUCCCUGGCAAGGUUUCCAUAUAAUAGAGAUCUGACUCGCUGUUGUUUAUCAAUCUAUUUCGCCUCCAUCUCCAUCCCGGGCAAGCCAACAAAACAAUUACAAUUUGCUCACACCAAUCAAUCCCAUCAUGUCUUCGCGCACUUUCAUCGCGCUUGCAUCGGCAGUGCUGGCCAGCGUCCACGGCGCCAGCGCCGACAUCCUCAGCUGCGCCGACGUGGACUGUCCCGUCACCGAGGGCACCACAUCCGCCACCUGCACGGUGGGGGACAAGACCUUCAACUCGAUCGGGCUCACCAGCCUGGACACCGACGUCGACCGCCUCCGCGGCCUGUCGUGGGUCAAGGCCGUGGGCGCCCGGAACGUCAGCACCGAGGAGCGCGCCUUCGACCAGAGCUUCUACCUCGGCACCCCGGACGACUUUGACUUCGAGGACACGGGCGCGUGCGCCGUCUUCUUCACCGAGGUCAGCGAGAGCGUCAGGUUUGGCGACGAGGACCCGCGCACCUCGCAGGGCACCUGCGGCCAGGCGCUGUCCGACUCGUGCGUGUCGGCUCUGACGGACCGCGCUAGGAGGGUCGACUUUAACGGUCUUCGCGGAAGACGGGCGUGCGAGAGGCUGCAGCAGGAGUUUAAUGACAACCUCGACUCUGCCUGCUCCAACGCUGCCAGCGGGAGCAACUGGUCCGGAAUCAGGGCUGUGGCCCUUACCGGCGACGGCGCCCCUGAUGAGAUUGAGGACGGACGGAACCGCUCUACCAACUGCUGGCCGGUCCUCCCCAAGAGCGACGACCUUACCCUUGUCGACUCUGUGAGCACCACUGGCAACUAUGACGCCUCUACCCUCACGGACAACUUCUUCGGCAUCACCCCGAUCCUGACCGUCUGGUACCCCAGCAACGACGACGACAACGACGACGGCGAUGAUACCGACUCCGACAACCUGGUUACCGAGACGGUCGCGCAGCUGACGUGCCUAAAGGCCAUGGACCUGACUACGGCUAGCAACGACACGCAAAGCCCGGGUGGCGGCAAUGGCGGCAAUGGCGAUGACGAUGACAAUGACGAUGACGACGACGACGACGACGAUGAUCGCAACGCCGCCGGCCGCAUGGUCGGGAGCGGCUCCCUGGCUAUUUGGGGUGGUUUGUUGUCGGUGGCCAUGGUGCUGCUGGCUUAGAGCCUUGGUGCGGGUCCGGUGGGAGAAGUGACGAAUUUGUGGAACUAAUGACCUUGGAAAUAAUCCUAAGUAUAAUGGUAGUUCAUGUGUGAUAGUUAGCACAAAAUUGCAAUCUAUCAAAUUGGUUUCUGUUUCACCAACCCUAUGAAGG
This is a messenger RNA of Chaetomium fimeti, 1329 nucleotides long. RefSeq lists its product as uncharacterized. The record is from RefSeq and is a predicted model, not a curated record. NCBI's taxonomy places the organism in Eukaryota, Fungi, Ascomycota, Sordariomycetes, Sordariales, Chaetomiaceae. Bases 129 to 1178 code for a protein of 349 amino acids. The transcript is spliced from 2 exons.